CAUGACGACAUGCCGUGAGAAGAGAAAGGACCCCUGAAAUCUGUCGAAAUAGGACGCGGGCGAAAGAAAACUUCAGAAAAUCAUGUUUAUAACUCCCUUUUUCGUGCAGAGUUAAAGCUCAAAGAGCCAUAAUUAAAUUUAUGUGGAAUUAACGCGUUGACGCGGUUGUUUCACCCCAGAAGAGUGAUGUUUUUCCUCUGAGCUGGUAAAAAUCCGAGUGGUUAAGUUAGCGAGCUAAAGCUGCUCCGGCUGCGCAGUUUCGUUUCUGUGAAAACACCGAAACACCCUCAAACAGCCUAAACCCGGACUGUGACGCUCUGGUGGCUGCUUUAGUUUGGCAUGGGCUGACUCUGCCUUCCAUCUGUGGUUUGCUAACUACAACAUAAGCACAAAGGUAACUGUUUCAACUUGAAGAAGUUUAUUUGUUAUUGAUGGAGAAAGUCCCCGUGCCACAUAUGAUCAUGACUUACCAAAGUUUACGCCUUUCUUGGAUGUUUUUACGAAAACUGGGUGUCCAACUUGAUCAAAUGAUUAGUUUCCAUGAGGAUUCAUGAAGUCUGGUUUUAAAUGGGCCAGUUUGAUGACUAUGUUGCCGUACACAUCAACCCAAAACCCAAAGUCUCUGUGGGGGCUUUACUCCAGGAAAGGGGAAACGUACUAAAAAAAAUUUACGACCAAACUAAUCUGAUAGUUAAGCGCAGAAUGUGUGCCUGAUCAUGAAGUUGUGACUGUCAGCUGGCUCAAAGGUCUUUUGUUAGGGGGGCUUGGUGUGGUAAACAUGAGGGGCUUUACCCCAAAUUUCGGAGCGUUAUCUCCAUCUCUAUAAUUUGAGUUCUAAUAUAGAAGAGCUCUAUUAAUAUGAUCAUUAUUAUUAUUAUUGUUAUUUUGAUUGUUGUUAACCUUGCACCUGGCAGCCAGUAGAGCUCUGACAGCCAGUUAUAUUUUCUCUCACCUAUUUAAAAAGGCUGUACUUAAUUAUUUCCCCUCAAAGGGCCAUGUGCACUUGUCAAAUUGGAAUGUACUGAAUUUAUUUGAAAUAUUUAUUUUGACAAUGUAAAAACGAAAGACAGAAAAAGAAAAUAACAAAGGCAAAGAAACACAGGUACACUCAGUGACUGGUUGAUAGCUGUCCAAUGUCAUGGAAUGUUGUUGUUAGUCACUUUUUGGUGAGUAAACAGCACCGUAAAUGUGCCUCUCUGUCUGUGAGAAAGAAACAAAAUCUAUCAAUGCAUAAAUGAAUGAAUCGAUGGGUAUCAUGUGUUACAGAGUUUCAUACUUUUUACUGAACUUUAAUAUUUAUGUGUUUGUGUGUGUGUUUACAUAUAUGCCAUUUUUAGAAUUUACAUAUCAUGCCUGUGCAUCCCAGUUUGUCCUCUGUGUGCUUUGCUGUUCACACAAUGAAGUAGUAUUUCAUUCUCAUCGUCCUCUGCUUUGUUUCAGCCAGGAUGAAGAGGAGAAUUGAGGCUUCAGCAUCACAUCAUCCGACAAAGAGACACUGUGAGGACAGCAGCUCGGAUGAUGAGUCUCAAUUAUCUAGACAUGGUACAUUCAUUAGUUUUUCCCUGAUUACGUUGUCUGCUGUAAAUUUAAGGGUAAUAACAAAAGCUCUUUGCUAUAAUUUUGAUUCAUAAUUUUGGUUGUUGUGCUCACAAAUUUCACAUUGGAUACUUGAAAAUAUGUUACUCCAAGCUGGGAAUGGGGUUGCUUAUUAAGUACUCCAUUCAAGUCACUGCAGAGACCUGAUUUUUUUAUCUGUGGCCAGUACAAAAAGAGUCUUGUCAGAGCCGGUAUAAAUGUUAUUUAAAAAAAAACCUUACUGUAAUAACUUGCCCAAUAUACAAAAGUUGCUAAAUUUUGGGCAAAAAGUUUUAUCAGCAUAUCAGCAGUUUGUUUAUUCCUUUUUUUUUUUUUUUUUUUUUUUUUUUUUGACAUGUCAGGUCAUUGUUACAUAUCAAGUUCUAACAAGCCUUGAAACUGCAGUUUUGUCAUGUCAAGUGUAUCUUCUGUGUUUCUGUCUCCUCUUGUCUUUACACGGACAGAGGUUUUAACCUUUGUGUCUUUUUUUUCCCACCAGAUUCAAGCCAAAAUGAUUCCCUCAGUGACCAGGAUGACCAUAGACCAGGAUUCUCCAUGCCCUCCAUGUCAUCUUUUGAUGACCAAGAUGCUGAUGGCACAAAGACCGCCUCUAAUUUUUCCAUGUACAACAGUGUGUCACAGAAACUCAUGGUAAUAUAUUAAAAUGCUGUCAGCAGAUGCCGUUUGUAUUCAGAAAAGCGUUUUCCUGCUGUUUUUUCUAACUCAAUUUUAAUUCUCACCAACUACGUCUUCAGGCAAAAAUGGGCUUUCGUGAGGGCGAAGGUCUGGGUAAGUUCAGCCAAGGUCGCAAAGAAAUCGUGGAGGCCUCCACUCAGCGAGGAAGAAGGGGUCUUGGUCUCACUCUGCAGGGUUUCCAAGGAGAGCUUAAUGUCGACUGGCGUGAUGAACCAGAGGUAAACAGCAGCUAAUAAAUACCACACCUUUCAAUUUGUCCCACAACUGCAAAUAUGGCUUGAGAAAUGUAGCCUUCUCUUGUUUUGUCUCUAAUUUGAAACAACCAGAACGAUUUUCUUUCGACUGUUGUAGGGAACUAUUUAUGCUAUCUGUAGUUACCUAAUUUGCUUGCUUGAUUGUUUGAUUGAUUGAUUCAUUCAUUCAUUCAUUCAUUCAUUCAUUCAUUGUCUUUCACUGUUGGUCCGUCCAGCCUAGUGCCAAAGAGAAGGUGGACUGGUUCCCAGAAUGCACCACAGAAACUCCAGAUGCAGAUGAGCUGAGAGACUGGAUGAUUCUCGGAAGGGUAAAUAUGCUUCAGACCAGGAAUGAGCAUUUUAAGAGAGUCCCUUGAUUGAUUAAUCAUAUCAAUUAAUGAUCAAUCACCGAUUUGUUUUUUUGAAUGGCAAAAAAUAUGCAAAAACAUGUACAUGAAAAUCAUGUUUGUGAUACAUAGUUUAACUUCAAGACCAGUCUUUUGCCUCGUAAGUAAAGAUUUUGUUAUUCAAGCUUUGUUUUUGACCGUCACAGAGAAAACUUAAGAUCGAGGAUGAGACAGAGUUCUGCACUGAAGAUCUCCUGCACACUCUUCUAAGGUGCAAGGUGAGUUACAAUUUCUAUUUCAUUUCCAUUUCCCUUUUUUUUAACGAACAUGCAAACGUGUUUCAAAACAUGAGAAAAAAUCUCAAAUAUCAUGUAUCAUUUAGAGUUACUUUACUAAUUUUAAGUCAUAAUGAAAAAAUUAACUUCUUUAUGAUAGCUUAACUUUUUAAGACAUACUAGUACAACAUGUGAAUGAAUAUUUCAAUAUGAAUUUUGUAUACAAGUUAUCCCAGGUCUUAGGAGGUUUUACUCUUCCCCUUUGUGUCUUUCAUAUAAAAUAACUGUAAGGUUUUUGUAAUCCUAUUUCUUCACUGUAGUGUGGUAAGUAAGAUCAAAAUAUGUAACGUGUUCAAUGUUUAAAACCCUUUAAAUGGAUUCCUCUGCUAGAAUAGACCCGUAUCAAUAAGCUGACAAAGUGCUGACGUUUAACUGCUGUGUCUGUUUGAUGUCCAGACUGUGUUUGAUAACUUGGAGAGUGAGGAGAUGAGGAGAGCGCGAACCCGAUCCAACCCCUAUGAGACAAUCAGAGGAGGGAUCUUCCUCAACAGGUCAGUCAGUACAUGAGGAUAGGCUCCACAAAGUACAGUGUGGAUGAUACUGUAUUCUUUAACUGUAAAUCUAAGAACCGAUUACUAGUACAUUUCUGCCGAGAGGUGGUUUGUGUUUGAGUACACAUUUGUUAAUAACUGUGCAUACAGUAUGAUUUUAGUUCUACCAAAGCAAAUCAUAUGAUAAAACAUCCAAAAAAUGUAAAUUGGUACAUUACAUGAUUCAUUUUAGUGAUAGCCUACUUUCCCCCUUCAGUAACACAGAUAUCAAGGCAUACAGUGAAUGUUUGUUUAUCAACUAUUAUGCAGCUGUGUCUGUUCUCCUGGGAAAUGCUCCAUAUUUUUCAAGAGUGGUUUGUAUCAUAAAUACCUUUUAGGCAAUUCAAGGGUUUUCAUUCUGUUUUUAGAGCAGCUAUGAAAAUGGCAAACAUCGACCACUGCUUUGACAACAUGUUUACAAACCCAAAGGAUCUACAAGGGGUGAGUUUGAUGAAGUUUCUGCUUAUUCGUGGUGCAUGAUGGUACAUCAGCUCAUACAAGCAGAUGGUGAAAAAAAUACUCUCUUUAUGCAGAAACCUCUGACAAGGGACCGUGACGGAGAGCUCCUUUACUUUGGUGACGUCUGUGCAGGGCCCGGAGGAUUUUCAGAGUACAUCCUGUGGAGGAGGCAUUGGCAUGCCAAAGGCUUUGGCAUGACACUGAAAGGCCCCUGUGACUUUAAGCUUGAGGAUUUUUAUGCAGCGCCAAGCGAACUUUUUGAGCCUUAUUACGGUAUGCACACAAACCUGUUCAUCAUGUUCAUGGGGCAGCUCAGGUGAUAAAUGAUUCACUGAAAGCUUGACCUCUGUUUGUCCCAGGGGAGGGAGGCGUGGACGGAGAUGGAGACAUCACCAGGCCAGAAAACAUGACGGCCUUCAGAAACUUUGUCCUGGAGAGCACAGAGAAAAGAGGGUUGCACUUCCUCAUGGCAGAUGGGGUGAGGCUAUUUGAAAUUAUUUUUCCAAACAUGCUGAAUCACUUUUCUGCUGUUAAAAUAAUCCUCAAUUUACUCUUUGCACACACAUAUUCCUGUGUUAACUGAGAUGUCAGUGUGUGUGGUGACUCUCUCUCUUUCUCUUUCUCUCUCUCUCUCCCGCUCUCUCUCAUUCCCUCCUGCAGGGUUUCUCUGUGGAAGGACAGGAAAAUAUCCAGGAGAUCCUGAGCAAACAGCUGCUCCUCUGUCAGUUCCUCACUGCUCUGUCUACACUCAGGACAGGUAUGUGUUAAUGUGUGUAAAUGGAUGCAUCACCUUAUACGAGCACUAAAAUGUCUCUUGUUUUAAACUCUAUUAAAGUAGACAGUAUCUGAUGAGUCUAGUUUUUCUUCAGUCUUGUCAAAUCAGUGAAGACAUUUCUUUUUUGGUCAUGAUUUACCUACAAUGGUGUGAAGUUAGUCUGUACUUGUGUGUCCAUGUGAUAAUUGUGAUGGAUUCUGGCUCAAUGUUAGCAUCUGUUUAUGUCUCCUCCAGGUGGUCACUUUGUCUGUAAGACCUUUGACCUCUUCACCCCCUUUAGUGUGGGGUUAGUCUACCUGCUCUACCUCUGCUUUGACAGGAUCUCUCUCUUCAAACCUCUCACCAGCAGGCCGGCCAACUCUGAGAGGUGGGGCUGUGUCUCUUUAGUCUCUUUAGCUUUCAUUUAUGUAUCCAUGGCAGCUUCUAGUUGAUAUCUGGACAUUCAGGACUAUUAAAGUGUUCACAUUUGCUUUGAUAUUUUAAAACGUUCUGCAUGUUAGAGGAUCUUCCUUGAUCUUCUUCCCUCAGUGAAGUUUUGUCAGAUACUGAUAAGUCAACUGAACUGUGUUUCUUUUCUUUGGAGUGGAGUAUGAUUUGCUCUAAAAAAAAAGACUUCUUGUGCAGAAUAUUCUGACAGCUGUUGUCCUCUUCCUGCAGAUACAUCGUGUGCCGGGGCCUGAAGCCCGGUACAGACGCUGUUAGGGAGUAUAUGUUCAGAGUCAACCUGAAACUGAACCAGCUGAGGAACACAGACUCUGAUGUCACAGAUGUGGUUCCUCUCAGCAUCAUCAAAGAGGACACAGACUUCUACCAGUUUAUGGUCAACUCCAAUGAGAGGUAAAGAGAGACAGCAGUUAUAGAGAUCUGAUCUGCGAAAUUGAGUGGCUGAUGGAAAAUGUUUGAACUCUCUUUGCAGCCUCUGUGCAGUCCAGAUCAAGGCACUGGCCAAGAUCCAUGCCUUUGUUGUUGACCCGUAAGUAUGUCCAUGUAGAUUCUCAUUCAUCCAGGUCAUGGUUUUCUUGAGAAAGAAAACCCGUAAGUAACCUUUCUCUUGCUUGUCUACAGCUGUGUGUGGUGGUAUUCGUGUGACCUUACUCUAGUUUUGUCCCUUCAGGACCCUCUCAGAGCCACGGCAAGCAGACAUCAGGAAGGAGUGUCUGAAACUCUGGGGAGUGAGUUGACAAGCUCCUGCAUGUAAAAAGCUGAAAUCAGACUGAGAGAGGAUUCUUAAAAAUAAAAGCGUUUGUUGAAAUGGUUUUCUUUGUCAUUUCAUCCUCAAACACAGUUUGUGUCCAUUUCCAGAUCCCAGACAAAGCCAGAGUCACUCCUGCCUCCUCAGAUGCCAAGUCUAAGUUCUAUGAACUGCUCAAGGUCAGUUGUCUCACCCUUAAUAAAAACCUAGGUUAAAUCAAAUGUUUUGGAUUGUGUACAUUUUGGACUGCUCUAAAACUCUAAACACAGCUAUCAAGCUGAAACUUUUCUGACUUUCUGCCUCUGUGAACAUCUGUUGCACCAAAGAAUCCAGAUGUGGAGACGUUCCAAUGUAAGCUGACGCCUCUCAACUCCAGCACCCUUGAGAAGUUGCGUCAUAUCCUUGACCACAGGUGCAUUGUGGGAGGAGGAGAGCAGAUUUUCCUCUUGGCGCUGGGGGUGAGUCAGGGGAGACAUACGAGACCCAACUGUUUCAUCUGAUUGCAGUUACAUUUCACGCAACUCUUGCACUUCAUGGUUUGGACAGAGUAGGAUUGGAAUGUUUUUCUUUGGAUGUGUCUUUUUUGUUAUCUGAUAACAGCUGUUAUGUGGACUGUUAAAGUGAUACUAUACCAUCCCAGUGUCACAGCCAAACUCUGCUGUUUCAUGUGAAGUUGUCUCCUCUUCUUCUUAAAAAGCAUUAAAAAGGAUUGCCCUGAUAAGCCAGUCUGUACCUUUAAAAUGUAUUUUUCAAUUUGGAAAUAGCCAGAGGGCUUAAACCAGUUCCAUUUCUUUAUCGUUUUUCCCUCUGUGCCUCCUUUGCUUCCGUAGAAGUCUCAAAUCUACACAUGGGAUGGGAAGAUGCCUCUGCGGUGGAGGAAACUGGAGAAUUUUAAGCUGGAACUGCCAAGAGAUACACUUCUGAGUGUGGAGAUUGUCCAAGAGCUGAAGGGCGAGGUGAGAGGAGGGGCAGUACACAUGAAAUAUGGGAGACAGAUUCCAGAUCUCCUAAGACCUGGCUCGUCUGUUAAAUGUUGAAAUAAUAAUGACAGCUCUUGAAAGAUCAUUUUUACUUCAUAAAAAUUGUUCAAAUCCUCUGACCCCAAAAAAGAGACCACUGCAUUUUGUCAUAAAUACGACCAAACAAGCUUGUUAUUUGCUGCUCAUGGGUUUGUUUUCACAUGUAUUGAUCAAAGUAUUUUGUCUGCAGGGCAAAGCUCAGCGCAGAAUCAAUGCAGUUCAUGUGAUGGACGCUCUGAUUCUGAACGGCACUGAUGUCAGAGAUAAACACUUUAACCAAAGGUAGGACAACAACACCACCACAGCUUUGGGGGUUUUAUCCUUAAAUUUUGUUUUAGAUAAUUAAUUUUCUAUUUAGAUAUUGAGAAUAAACACUCACAUUUCUGUUGCUGAAUUGACCUGCAAUGAAUCUUUUGCGUGUCUAGGAUCUACAUGGCGGAGAAGUUUGUGAAGGCAGUGGCCAAACCCAGCAGACCAGACAUGAACCCAAUCAGGUGUUUAUUCAGAUGAAGGGAAUUGUUUGAAAUGCUACUUUGUAACUUUAAAUGCUCUCAUAUCACUAAACUAAAAAUAAAAACGGUAGGAAAAUACACAUGAACAUAUACUGUCUACUUUUACAUCACUAAACAUAUACAGGACUCUUCUGGAAAUCUGAUCAAAUCUGCUGUGUUACCUUUGAUUCAGACAAAUGCUUGAGCUUUGUUCAUAGGAGUAAGGUUUGUAGUUUUUAAGUCCACUUUGCAGCUUACAAAGGGAUGAUGUGGAAACGUGUAAUAGAAAUACUUGCUUAUUCAAGGAUCAUUUAUUUUAUAAUGAAGUGGAAGGAUUAGUGGUUUCUCAGACUAUUCUUAAUGGAUUAUUGAGUGUGUGUGUUUUAUGGAAAACGGUGAUUAUUCAUUUGACCUUUUUAUUUACAUUUUAAUCUGGAAUCAUCUCAACUUUCAAUUUUCUGUUUUUCCCGAACAGGGUGAAAGAGGUUUACAGACUGGAGGAAAUGGAGAAAAUCUUUGUCAGGUAUGGCAGGAGCCGUGUUAAAUCUUCAGUGUGUUUAAAAAAAAAAGAAAAAACAUCUGUGACAUAUCAAUUCAAGAACUCAACUUUUGAAUUUUUUUUUCUUUUUGUAUUCAUCUAGAUUGGAAAUGAAGGUGACAAAGAGUUCAGGAGGAGUCCCGCGUCUGUCCUACACCGGCAGAGAUGAUCGACACUUCCUCCCCACGGGCCUUUACAUCAUUAAGACUGUCAACGGUAUGAAUGUGUGUGUGUGUACAUGUGCUGCAGCUCACUGAUGCUUCAAAUUUGAUAUGGUCUUUGUGGAGUAAUUUACUAAUGCUUCUAUUUUGUAAUUCUGAUCUAACAUCAGAGCCGUGGACCAUGGCGUACAGUAAAAACUCCAAGAUGAAGUUCUUCUUCAAUAAGACCACUAAAGAGUCGACCUAUGAGAUGCCGCCAAGCUCUGCCGCUCCCUUCCAGUAUGUUCUGUUUCCAUAUUUGAUUCAUUUACUUUAUACCAGAAAACCUUGACACUGUUGUUAUUGAACAUGAAUGUGUGUCUAUCUUCAUUUUCAGUGUCUGCCACUCAGAGAGGCUCUUCUGGGCCUGGGUGGAUGGGGUCAUUGUUCACGACUCCCAGACUCGGGUGGAUCCUGAGAAACUGUCCAAAGAUGAUGUUCUGUCCUUCGUCCACCAGAACUACCAACCCUGAAACAUUCACAGAGCCCCAGAACUGCACCCGAAACAACCUGAACACAGAAUGCUCGUACUUAUCGAAGAUAGAGAGCCUUAUAAAAGUGUAUCAUAUACAGUGCUCUUGAUUGAUACACAGCUCAUACCCCGCCAAAAAAAUGACCAGUGUAUCAAUCAAACUGUAGUAAUUUUUGAAGAAAUCCCAUUAGUAUUUACUGUUAAAUAUCAAUAUCAAUAAAUGAACUGUCUAAUGAACAUUUGAAGGGCCCAGUUUUCCUCUCAAUGAUGCCACCAAAAGAAAUUAUAAACAAGUUGUAGCUGCAGCUCUAAUGCUCUGGUGAUGAUUUGUGUGCUGCUGUUUGUCACAGUGACAUUUGUACUCUCUAAACAAUAGACUUUUGACAACCCUCUCUAUCUCUCAGCCUUUUCCAAAACAGUCUCCUCUCAUAGGACAGUGGAGAAAAAAGCUGCUUUGGUCAUUGGAUUAGAUUGCAUGUCCCUGCAGUUUAAAUUUUUACUGUCCCUUGUCCUCAUACUAUACCUGUGAGUGUGUGUGCAUAUUUCAGAAAAGCUGCAGUUUGUAUUGUGCAUACAAAGUCACAAAUGUUAAACCAUACAUCCUUAAGUCUCAAGACUCCUGCUUGCCUUGUUCAACGCCUGCUUGGUAUGCAGCUGUCCCUCUCAUCUCCAAAGAAACCAUAAUCUGUGUACAAAAGCUCCUAUACAAACAGGCUGCCAACUGUAGAUGAAACUGCAUAAUUUUAGUCACCUGCAGAGGUUAACCACAACACCACCUCAGUUUUUAAAUCAGCUACACAUGUAACAACUGUUUCAAUUCAUUAAAUGGUCCUUGACACCGUGUUUGUUUGUGUGUAUAUUCAAGAUUUAAAAGGUUAAAAUUAGGUUUUAGUUUGUUCGCCUCUGUAUGUGCCUAAUAUCAUCUGAACUGUGUUUCUUAAAUGUUGUUUUUUUUUUCUUGUAAAGUUCGGUUUGGUGUAAAUACUGAUAAUGUAGUUAAUAAAAGGGAGGUGCUCUUCCAGGAAACUGCUUUUAACUGUGUGGUGGAGAUUGAUUUAAGCAAUGGUUUGAUAAAACUUUUUAUUCUCAAGCACAUGCAGGACUGCUGAUGUAGUUUAUUUGAUACAGAAAUUGUACAGAACUCCCAAACUAGGAAUGACAGCUAAGUUCUUCCAUUGGGUUCUAACAUUUCAAUACAUAAGAAUACACUAUCAGUACCAAUCAAAAUGUACAUUAAAGAAAAGCCUUUGUGACUUAAAAGUUAGAACCAUAAUUUCCUAUUUUGUGACUGCAUCCAAGGCCCUCGCAGACCUUUUUUUUUUUAUUCCAAGUGGUUUCACAAACAGCAAUUGGAUAAAUAAACUCAUCCUCAGAGUGUAUAUGGAGGACACGGAAUAAA
Molecule: messenger RNA, 10261 nt
Organism: Xyrichtys novacula (pearly razorfish)
Lineage: Eukaryota; Metazoa; Chordata; Actinopteri; Labriformes; Labridae
Source: the annotation of a GenBank genome assembly